Molecule: messenger RNA, 647 nt
Organism: Carassius carassius (crucian carp)
Lineage: Eukaryota; Metazoa; Chordata; Actinopteri; Cypriniformes; Cyprinidae
Product: cystatin-B-like
Exons: 3
Coding region: 61-363 (100 amino acids)
Cellular component (GO): cytosol
Molecular function (GO): cysteine-type endopeptidase inhibitor activity
Source: RefSeq, a predicted model, not a curated record
ACUGGACUGUCAAGAACAGUUUUUCUACAUCUCGACACCGAUCAGCGAAACAUUAAAGUAAUGGCGACACUGGUUGGAGGUGCAUCCGUGGUGAAGCAAGCCACUGCUGAGGUGCAGAAGAUCUGCGAUGAGGUCAAACAUCAUGCAGAAGAGAAGGCAGGGAAGAAGUUUGCCAUUUUCAUUGCCAAAUCUUUUACCGUACAGGUUGUGGCUGGAACCAACUACUUCAUCAAGGUAAAUGUUGGAAGCGAUGAAUUUGUGCAUCUGAAGGUUCAUAAGCCGCUUCCUCACGCUGGAGAAAAAUUCCAGCUGCACGGGAUCCAGACGUCAAAAUCUCAACAUGAUCCUAUUGCAUACUUCUAAUACAUAGACACAGAGAUGAUAAAAUGCCAUACUGUAUACAGAAUAGGCUGAUAUAUGGGAUAUAAUCAACUAAUGCAGAUAUAAAAGCUUUUAUACCAUUAAAUAAUCUCCAGUCCAGUGCCUACUGUAUGCAGAAGAGUUUUAUUACAAACACAUCUUUGUUUACUUUCACAAACACUGUAUUGUGGUGAAAUUAUUGCAGACCGAUUUGAAUCAUCAUUCCAAAUGUUUUAUGAAAGAUUAUGCUUCUUCUAACCUGAAGGGAAAUAAAUUUCAAAUGGCAA